GCAUUGUGUCCCCCUGCCAGCCAGUUAGCUUCUCUUGUUGUCUGUUAACGAAACUGUACCGUCGAGGCAGAUUUUAAAAGUGAUCUCACAUUUGUUGGUAAAGAUCUGAGGACGGGUUCUACACAUUACCCGCCUAUUUUGGGCUUAUUAUCUUAAGCAAAUAAAUAAAGCGAGGCUGUCCGAGCAGCGUAGCUAGCCCGGUGCAGGCUAGUGAAUGCGUCUCUGUGGUAGCUCCAGGUUAGCUCGAUAGCUAGCUGAGCAGCGACAACACUCUUUUAAAAGCCAGGAGGAGGAAUGAACCAUAAGAGUAAGAAGAGGAUUAAAGAGGCGAAACGGAGCGCCAGACCCGAACUGAAAGACUCAUUAGACUGGACUAAACACGGUUAUCAUGAGACUUUCGACCUGUCGCACCUCACCGUAAAGGACAGCGUUGAGCGUGUGGACGCCCUCCGCGUCACCCCUGAAGAGUUCAUCCAGCGCUUCGAGCGGCCCUACAAGCCUGUCGUCCUGCUGAACUGCCAGGAGACCUGGCCCGCUCGGGAAAAAUGGACUCUGGAACGCCUCAAACGCAAAUACCGAAACCAGAAGUUCAAGUGCGGGGAGGACAACGACGGAUACUCCGUGAAGAUGAAGAUGAAGUACUACAUGGAGUACCUGGAGAGCACCAGGGACGACAGCCCGCUCUACAUCUUCGACAGCAGCUACGGGGAACACGCUAAGCGGCGAAAGCUGCUGGAGGACUACGAGGUGCCCGUCUUCUUCAGGGACGACCUGUUCCAGUUUGCAGGAGAGAAGCGCCGACCGCCGUACAGAUGGUUUGUAAUGGGUCCGGCCCGAUCCGGCACCGGCAUCCACAUCGACCCGCUGGGCACCAGCGCCUGGAACGCCCUGGUUCAAGGGCACAAGAGGUGGUGUCUGUUCCCCACCAACACGCCCCGCGAGCUGAUCAAGGUGACCAGAGAGGAGGGAGGAAACCAGCAGGACGAGGCAAUCACCUGGUUCAACGUGGUUUAUCCCCGAACACAGCAGCCGAACUGGCCUCCAGAGUUCACGCCACUGGAGAUCCUCCAAAAACCUGGGGAGACCGUUUUUGUGCCUGGCGGGUGGUGGCACGUGGUUCUCAACCUGGACACGACAAUCGCCGUCACUCAGAACUUUGCCAGCUCGACCAACUUCCCCAUCGUGUGGCACAAAACUGUCCGGGGACGACCCAAACUCUCCAGGAAGUGGUACCGUAUCUUGAAGCAGGAGAGGCCGGACCUGGCGGCGCUGGCAGACAAAGUGGACCUGCAGGAGUCGACGGGCAUCGCGUCGGACAGCUCCAGUGACUCUUCAUCGUCGUCGUCCUCCAGCUCGUCCGACUCUGAUGCGGAGUCGGGCUCCGAGGGCGACGCCAUGUCCCAUCGCAGGAAGAAGAGGCGGACCUGCGGCUCGACGGCCAACGGGGACACCAGCAGCCAGGACGACUGCGUCAGCAAAGAGAGGAGCUCGUCGCGGUGACCUCCCGCCUCCGUCCAGCCCCCGCCCACCUCCCGGCGGCGACUCCUUCACUCACCAACACUGAAACAGCUGCUUGUAGUCUAGUUUAGGUUGAAGCGAGUUGCAAGUUAAGGAGGAUCUGAUGGGGGUGCGUGGGCCAGCCGGAGACCUGCCACCACUGUGCUUUUCAACACCAAUCGAUACGUUUGUCUCUGUAGCUCCUGCAGUGGGAGGACAUGAAGGGGAGGACGAAGGGCGGCUCUGGGAACUUUAAAAAGCUGCUUUCUGAUGUGACCCUGCUGGGAAACGGCUCUUAAAGGUCGUUAGAAGAGGUGAAAGGUGUAGUUUAAGGUGUUUAAAAUGUGUUCCCAGAUCUGGACAGGAUAACCAGCUCUAGCGGCCACAUUUCUGUGCACUCGCAUAUAUAAAACUAACACUCGGGGCCUCUCGUUUCACAGCGGUGUCGCCUCUUAAAGGCGCGCUCGCACCAGAACAGCAAAAUUCAUGCACGUGUCCUCACAAAAUACUAAAGCUUUGCAGCGCAGUAACUCCUCACAGGGCGUGUUGGCCGGUUUUACACGUCCUGCUGUGAAACUAGAGGCUCCGUCUUUAGGAGUCCUGACCCUCGAAAUGAAAAGUCACCCCACAAGUCGGUUGUUUUCCCCUGAAAUAGUUGGAAGUGGCGUCGCCUCUUCUGCCUGCUUUGGUGAUUUAACUGUAACGUGUAAACGGGCCUUAAGGAAAUUAAACAGGUAAAGGCAGCGGCAUUUCAGACAGGCGUGUUACUGUUGCAGGAGGGACAAACUGCGUCCGUAGAGUUUGUGUUCUCAGGUGGAGGAGGAGGAAGUUUCAGCAGCGAGGUCGCCAACGUUUCUGCCAUUUUGAUGUCGUGCCUGCUUCGUGCCAUGUGCUGCAGCCGAGGCGCUGUAAGCUUCUAAAUGUGUUGUUUUUUUGUUUAGAGUAAAUGACAGUAGAGGGCACUACAUUGACCAGAAUGCACUGCUGCAGUUAUAUUAGCGUUUCUUCAGGUUCUGGUUGAAUAAACAGCUUUGUGUCGGAGGAGGAGGCAUCGAAUGGAGACUGCUGCUGGUUAAUAUCAUCAUUGAUUAAAACAAUAGAUGUUUUAGGAACUUUUAAAGCAAAUAUGGCAACAAAAAAAAAGUGUCUCAAGCUUUUUAAAUGUGGCUGUUUUUGUGGUUUUCUUAAUCUUCUGACAGUUAACUGAAUAUCUUUGUGUUUUGGACUUUUGGUCGAACAAAACAAGACGUUUGAAGACGACCUCUCGGGCUUUUGGGAACUUGUGACGGUCAUUUCUGUACAGCUUGCUGACGUUUUCAAGAUUGGUGAUUCCUAACUGCACUACCAGAAGUACCUGUACUCUUAUUCCCGGGAGGUAAUGUGGAGAGAGGAAACCUGAGAGAGCUGUAGCACCUGAACACCACCGGCUGAGAGCCACAGAGCAUGAAGUCGAGCUAUGACCUGAAGAGGAGGUUAAAUAAACAGCUGAAAAACUUAAGACACAAAACCUCAACACAGAGAGAAGAAUAUAUUUUAAUAAUUAUUAAAUGUUAAAAAACGUCCAGUUUAGAAUCAAUUCAGUAAAACUUAUUUGAAGCACCGUUACAAACAAACAAUCCAGAAAAUAAUUAAUAAUUAUGAUAAGUUGCAACCUUGCUGCCGAUUGUUCCAGAUGGCAUCAGAAAACCUUUUGCUCUGCAGACCGACCAACAGUCCAAAACCCCAAAAUAAUCAGUCGACUGAGAAUUAAAACGGAGGAAAACUCGUCACUUUGGAGAAGCUGGAACCAUCAAAAAUUUUGCUUAUUUUGCUUUAAGGAACAAACUUAAGUAAUGAAUCGUUGUUAAAAAGCUUUGUGCAGCUUCUCUCCAGACGAGUGUUGCUUUAGAUUAAAGUGCCUAUAAAGAAGAAACGUUUGUCGCAGGCCCGCGAGGUGCGUCGGUGUCACCGACUGCUUCUGUGUUUUUAUCCGUUGUGUAAAGUCGUGCGAAGGCGCUGCGCUGGUCUCUGAGGUCGGUCACGCGGUGCCUUUCGGUGACGGUCCGUCUCUGCUCCAAGGUUUUCCCUCCCCGCGUCACGAGCGCUGAUCUGGGAUGAGCUUUUAGGAUGGAGACGCGUGUGAUCAGUUUCACUUUGUUUGAUCAAUAAAAAUCUUUUCUAUGAAUCAAAA
Messenger RNA from Micropterus dolomieu (smallmouth bass), 3667 nucleotides. RefSeq names its product jumonji domain containing 6, arginine demethylase and lysine hydroxylase (gene jmjd6). The record is from RefSeq and is a predicted model, not a curated record. Gene Ontology annotation, cellular component: nucleus; cytoplasm. Gene Ontology annotation, biological process: phagocytosis. Bases 295 to 1500 code for a protein of 401 amino acids. The transcript is spliced from 6 exons. Gene Ontology annotation, molecular function: P-TEFb complex binding; histone H4R3 demethylase activity. NCBI's taxonomy places the organism in Eukaryota, Metazoa, Chordata, Actinopteri, Centrarchiformes, Centrarchidae.